AUGACCGUGGCUCAUGAGCUCAGGAGAAAAAGCGUCACCCAUAAUGUCAGCAUUUUCCGCUCUCCAGCUACAUCAUCACCUGAUUGUGGGAGCUAUGAUUCGCUCUGUGGCACGCUGCUUUCUGUUACUGCGAGUGAUGAUAAGACCGCAGAUGACUGCGGAGGACAGAUCAGAACUGACAGGAAGUGGGAGAGAGAUAGGGAGUGGGAUUGGGAAAGGUCCUUGAGUCGGGAUUCGGACUCGGAACGGUGCUUUCCACCCUUGAUCUUCUCCAGACCUCCACACCACAAACUUCAAGCCAAGAACCAAACAGAGAACAUUUUAGAAAGGAUUCACCUGCACAUCGCGCCCGAUGCUGAGACUGAUGCCUGCACGUCUAAGUCCUGUAUCACUCAUCAGAAGUUUGCUAUGGCACUUUAUGAACAGUCUGUGUGUAGGAGCUGUGGUGCGUCCUCCGACCCGCUACCCUUCACUGAGCUUGUGCACUAUGUGUCCACCACAGCCCUCUGCCAGCAAGUCUUGGAGAAGAGAGAUGAAAGGUUUGGGGAGUUGCUUCAAGCUGCCAGCACAGUUGGAGAUCUGCGUAACUGUCCGAGUAACUGUGGGCAGAGAAUCAAGAUCCGGCGCGUGCUGAUGAACUCUCCAGAAAUCGUGACCAUCGGAUUUGUGUGGGACUCAGAACAGUCAGACCUCACUGAAGACGUCAUCCGAUCUCUCGGACCACACCUCAACCUCUCAGGGCUCUUUUACCGUGUCACAGACGAGCGUGCAAAGAAGAGCGAGCUGCUGUUGGUGGGAAUGAUCUGUUACUCCAGCAGACAUUACUGUGCCUUCACGUACCACACCAAAUCAUCCAAAUGGGUUUUCUUUGAUGAUGCCACUGUCAAGGAGGUGGGAUCCAGAUGGAAAGAUGUGGUCACUAAAUGCAUCAAAGGUCACUUCCAGCCCUUGCUCUUGUUUUACUCAAACCCUGAUGGCAGUGCUGUGGUAACAGACGAGGCCCAGCGGACCAACAGCAGUGCUACCCAAAAUAAGAGCUCAGUCAAUGGAGAAGCACCAGGAACUCCUAUACCGGGUGGAAGGAAGUUGGAGUUGACGCGAGAGAACUUGACUGCUUUCUUCUCAAAUCAUGGUACUCCGAAGCAGAAGACUCAGCCUCUCUCUGUGUUCAGUCGUGGCAGUAACCAGACCAGCGGCGGCAGAGGACCAGUGAGGAUGAGCUUUGAACCGAUUCAGAGUCGAUUCGGAGAGAUUUUGCGGGAGCUGCCGAAAGAAGGCCGUCCCAUUAACCUUAUUAAGAAGGACUCGGAUCGGUCACAGAUGAGACCAGAAACACUGAGGCGCCGGGACUCCCCUGACAAGCCUCAUUCCCGCUCGCUGUCACCUCCGGAGAACGGCUUCAAGCAUCUGGAGUCGCGGCUCUACAGCAGCCAGGGCAGGGGUCCGACGAAAGCCGAGCGCUGGCCUGUUACUAACACUCAGUACAGCCACGAGCCCCGCUCUCAGUCCCAGCCUCAUCCCCCUGGAGAGAGCCGCUCUCGGAGGCUGGAUGUGGCCAACGGCUACGAGACCGACAGCAGUCAGGACUCUCGGACGUACAGCCGGCCGAAUCGAGCGUGGAGGCCGAUGCGAGAGGCGCUUAACGUCGACAGCGUCCUAAACAGCGAUAAUAAUCAAAACUACCCCAACUCUCGCAGACAGAACUUUAAUCAGGACAGCGAAGAGUCGGCGUGGGUCCGACGAGAAGAACGCAAACCCAAGAGCUUAAUGACGAUUUAUGAGGACGAGCAGCGGCAGGACAUGGGCAGCAGGAGCUCGCUGGAAUCAGAGGACAGGGUUAAAUCAAGCGUCAGUAACCUCACCAUUCAGACUGAUAACUGGAAAUUCCAGCGCACUGAAUCUGGAUACGAGAGCAGUGAUCGUCUCAGCAGCAGCUCGGCAAACCUGGACUCUCCUGUGGUGGAGAACUUGAGCAACAAAGACAUGCAGUCCAUACCAGAACCAAACCUCUCCAGGGAGCCUAACUACCAAAAGAGGUACGAGGAUUUAAAGGCCGAGAUCUCACCUUCGUCCAUUAUCUACAGUGACCACCAAAAGAAAACACAUGAUCAUUUCAUGAGUCCUGUUAUUCCAAGGAAACAAGCUUUUCGAUACAACCCUGCGAAGGAGAGGAUGGAGAAGACUGAGGUAGAACGAGCACACGUGGUAAACGGGAACCCCAUCUCUCCUAAUUUCACCAAGACCUGCAAUUCAGAGUGGAACAGCUCCGAUGAUCUUGCCGGACCCUUUUCCGAGCAGGAGGAUUCCUCAUCACGAGCUGACGUUCCUCCGGUUCCCUCUCGUGCCGCGGCUCUAUCAGUGCCUCCCAAACCUCUCAUCCUGAGCUCAGAGAACCGGCGACGAGAUCCCCGUCCACCCAGCCCUCGACGUCUUCUUCGAAACGGCUCGGCUCUGUCCCAAACCGUCCUGCAGAAGUGGAUGGAAAACUCUGACACGAGCUCCAAGUCUGGCUCCUCUGAUCAGGAGAGGAACGAGCUGUCUGCGAGUGAGGGUGAGGAGAAGUUCUCCAGGUUUCCCAAACCUGCGGCCGGCUCUGCUGUCAUCCCCAGCACGUACUUCUCCGUGGACAGCUGCAUGACGGACACGUACCGUGCCAAGUACCAUAAAAAGAGACCUGCUCUGUAUGUGAUGGCAGACUCUAGAGCCGGAGAUCACACCUCGUCUGGUGAAAGUGAUUACGGGGAAAGACUGUCACCGGCUCCUUCAGAAACGCACAGCAGAGCCACAGCGCUGCCAGUUCAUGCUUCCGGUAAUAAACCCACUGCUAAAUGGAACCCAGUUUCAGUGAAAGGACUGGAUGAACAUGGCUUUCUCUGACAGCAGAUCUCACGCUAUCACAGCACUCUGCGUGAGUGAACGCUCAGCGGCCUUCCCCUGAAGAUGUGUGUUUGUGUAGUAUGCAUUCAGACACAGUGCGUGGCAGUAUCCGACUUUACAUUUGCACAUUUUUCAGCCAAAAGAGAACUAUUACGUAACUUAAAAGACAAAAUUCCAAAACACUCCUUUAGGCUUAAGGAUAUUUGAUGUAACUUAAGACUAACAAAACUAACAAAAACUACGACUGAUUGUCCAAUGACAGUUUGCCCUAAAUAUGAUAAAGUGCUUUAGUUGGUUUGGAGGGAUGUGUUUCUGUUCACUGCUUCUGAUUUUCUGGUUUUGAUUGUUUGUGGAGGAAGGAGCUGUAUUUUCAGAAGGUGAAGCUGCUAAAUGUGAAACCAUUCCUGUCUUUAGUAAGAACUGCUUUUGAAAAGCACAAUUAAGCUUAAUGUUUGAUGGCCUUUUUUGUUAGUUUAGGUGUGUGACGAUAUCUCUUUUUUAUUAUUUAGUCCCUCAUCAAUAAUUAAAAAUGUUUUCAUCCUUUUAUCAUGUCAUGGUCAGUUUUUCGACCAAUGUGCACAAAAAUGAUAGAGAAGACACUGGAGAUUAAAUUGUUUGGUCAUUUAUAAGUAAAAAGUGGAAUUUGACGUUAUUUGGGCUCAUCUAAAUAUGUUUUCAUAUUUGGAACAAGACAAGUUGUACAUUGUUGUUAUUUGUAUGAUGUUUUGUAUAUUGCUAGGCAGAACACACUGAAUAGUGCCUUAUUUUGUAUGUAAAGAUGGGAUAACAGUGUUUUUAUUUGUAAAAUGUUAACUUUCUAAAUUAUUUUAUAAUGUUGUAGUUCAUUUUGGUUGAGAACUUUUAAUAAACUGAUUUAU
Sinocyclocheilus grahami is the source of this 3755-nucleotide messenger RNA. RefSeq names its product inactive ubiquitin carboxyl-terminal hydrolase 53-like. Lineage: Eukaryota; Metazoa; Chordata; Actinopteri; Cypriniformes; Cyprinidae. Gene Ontology annotation, biological process: protein deubiquitination; response to auditory stimulus; sensory perception of sound. The coding region runs from base 1 to 2877 and encodes 958 amino acids. The transcript has 16 exons. The record is from RefSeq and is a predicted model, not a curated record. Gene Ontology annotation, cellular component: cell-cell junction. Gene Ontology annotation, molecular function: cysteine-type deubiquitinase activity.